AUGACCUCAGAGAAAGCGGACGGGCUUGCGAUGAGUGUGGCCAUCCUGGACGAAAUAGAGGCGACACGGCGGCUGGUGGAUGUGUACUACUUCAGGCAACUCACCCAGCUGCACGCCGCCCGCAGUACGUUUACGCAGCACUUCGAUCAGCUGGCGCGAUUCCUCAACGCCGGCGCGAGUUCCCGCCAGGAGGGGGCUGACGCCGUCACGCUCGACGCGGCGCUGACGACGCCCAGCCGACCAAAGUGCAUCAAAGAUGAGACGACGAUGGUCUCGCCGUCAAUGGCCUCGCCGCCGGUGAAUCGUGCGACGCUCCACGAUAACCACUUCCUCACUGAAGUAGGCGGAGAAAGCCUGGCGGCGUGGCAGGGCGGCCCGGGCGGGGAGUGGGGGGCCGGUGCACGCGCGCGACCGACGCUGGACUCCAUUCCGGAAGAACGGCGCAGCCUCUCGCCACCGCAGGAUCGUUCUCUGCCAUGCAAAGUGAUUGUGGUGUUCAAACGCAAACGCUUUGCCUUGCUGGAGUCGCAAACGUACGUUGCCCCCGGCGAGUACGUUGUCGUUGGCGGCGAUCGUGGCGAGGACAUUGGGCUUGUGAAGCACUCCUGGGCGCUUGACGAGUGUGACCACAAUGGGGACAAGAAGUGGGGGGAGGGGGCGAGCAGCGUGCUUCGCGUGGCCAGUGCAUUGGAGGUGUCGCAGCUGAAUAACGUGCAGGCGGAGUUGGAGGAGCGGGCGGUGGAGGUGGCGCAGAAUAAGGUGGAGGAACACGGCCUUCCGAUGCUCAUCGUCGACGCCGAGUACCAGUUUGAUAUGAAGAAGCUUACCUUCUACUACCAGUCGCAGCAGCGGUUGGACUUUAGAACGCUCGUACGCGACCUGUACAAGACAUUUCGUGCCCGCAUUUGGAUGGAGGCCGAUGUGCCCUCGUAG
Messenger RNA from Trypanosoma conorhini, 933 nucleotides. Its product is annotated as putative cell cycle sequence binding phosphoprotein (RBP45). The transcript has a single exon. Gene Ontology annotation, cellular component: cytoplasm. NCBI's taxonomy places the organism in Eukaryota, Euglenozoa, Kinetoplastea, Trypanosomatida, Trypanosomatidae. The record is from RefSeq and is a predicted model, not a curated record. The coding region runs from base 1 to 933 and encodes 310 amino acids.